Messenger RNA from Drosophila novamexicana, 1630 nucleotides. RefSeq lists its product as uncharacterized. NCBI's taxonomy places the organism in Eukaryota, Metazoa, Arthropoda, Insecta, Diptera, Drosophilidae. Bases 581 to 1399 code for a protein of 272 amino acids. The record is from RefSeq and is a predicted model, not a curated record. The transcript is spliced from 2 exons.
GCUAAACAUAGAAUGUUGCGGUUAAGUACUAUACAAAUCCAAUUGGUGGAGGCUACAAACAUCAACGAAACCAGAAAUAUUACGAUAGUCCCAUAAGGAAGCCUGCCUCAUUAAGUUGCGACGGACUCACAUUUAGGGCACCAGGAAAUGUCCCAUACGAUAGGAGGUAUUAUGGGGGCUUCCACACACACGGCUAUACCGAUUAUCCCGUCAAGUAUUCCGUUUAUAUAUAUUCAUGUUUAUGACGACAGGAUGUAUCAUCAGCCCAUGCCCGUCUGUUUGCCUGGGUCUGUACUAAACGUCGACUUUAGAGACUACGAUUCAAAGACAAAGUUCGGUGCAUAGAUUCUUAUAUAGAAUUCACGAAGCGUUAUAGCACAAUUUGGAAAUCAGCCAACCAAUACUUCAAACGAAUCUGUGCUGUGGAGCUGGGCUCAAGAUAUCUCCUAGUCGGCAAAUGUUAUCGAUUCCAGGCACUCCCUUUUUUCAUAUUUCCUGAACUUGGUUUGGUACAUUCAAAUUUAUCUCAAAAUCCUUUUAAAACUGCUUUUCACCUGUUGCUGUCGGGUAAAUCGGAUCCAUGGCGCGAAAUGAGUCAAUACGCUGGAUAGAGCUGGAAAGCUGUCUGCCCGUGUGGAGCCGCAUGAACCGACGCAACACAGAUGGAAAGUAUCGCAAUCUGCCGCUGAGCAGGCUCCACAAAUACGACGUGGAGAUAGAGGAUCGCCUGUGGUCGCUGUGGGGGAAUCUUCACCCUGAAGCCCCCGUGUUUCAGAGGAGGUUGCGUGGACGUCAAUAUCUCGCCAUAUAUGUGAUCGCCUGCUGUGCGGCCAGUGUUUACAACCUCAUGGACUGGAGCGCCCAACUGCUGGACACAAUUGUCGUGAAUGGUAGCAAAUACUUUGAAGAGAGCAUCGCUCAAAUUCCUCAGAAGGACUACGAGUUCUCCUUGGAGAACCUCAACAUUGACUGCACCCUAGAAACAAUCGACUUUGUGGUUCAUAUAGAGCACGUCUGCUAUGGCAACCUCUAUCGCGUGCCCACCUUCAAUCGCAUGAAUCUCUCUGAGGCGCUCAUCUACUUCUUCAGCCACUACCGAUUCGGCAUUGUGAUGGUUCGCAAACGUGCAUUGGCUAUCGGCUUCUGUCCAGGCCACGCCGGGGGUUACUUUAUGUUUGAUUGCCAGGAAAAGGAUCAGCCGCUUUUCCCCAAACAGCAGGGCGCCUCGUACCUACUUCGCACACGACAUCUGCAAGUGCUGCUCUACUGCAUCGUGGUCACCCUGAAUGUGCCCAAGCAUAACGUUGGCUUUAGCAUCCACAAGGUAGAGAUGUUGCGCGAAGGCGCCACCGUUGAGAGCGAAGACGAUGAGGGCUCUCCAAGCAAGCAUGAACAGUAGAGUAGAGUAGCAAAAGCGAUCUUCCGGUGUAUUUGGUCUUGUGAUUUAAAUAAAAAAUAAACUUAAUCAACCCGAAUACAUGGCCAAUUGUAUUCUAAAAACUUGUUCAAAAUCGCACUAAUGUUGCCUUAGACAUGGUUAUUCACGUGGGUGACACCAGUUUUGGUCCGAAGCCUGGGACUGGUAGUCCCUUGUGUCUCUAUUAGUCGCCUCUUACGACAAGCGAUGACA